Thelazia callipaeda (thelaziosis nematode) is the source of this 1959-nucleotide messenger RNA. NCBI's taxonomy places the organism in Eukaryota, Metazoa, Nematoda, Chromadorea, Rhabditida, Thelaziidae. The record is from the annotation of a GenBank genome assembly.
UUGAAACUAACGAUAUCUUCUACAGCACAAUGUAUUGAAGGUAAAGGCAUUGUUCGGCGAGGUGCUUUUAGGCAAAAGAAUGUUCAUGAAGUCAAAGCUCACAAAUUCAUUGCACGAUUCUUCAAGCAGCCAACAUUUUGCUCACAUUGCAAAGAAUUUCUGUGGGGUCUUAACAAGCAGGGUUUCCAAUGCCAAGUGUGCACAUUUGUAGUCCAUAAAAGAUGUCAUGAAUUUGUAAAUUUUGACUGCCCUGGCGCCGACAAAGGUGUUGAUUCUGACGAUCCACGACAAUACCAUAAAUGGAAAGUGCAUUCAUAUUCAUCUCCAACAUUUUGUGAUCAUUGCGGAUCACUUCUUUAUGGUCUUAUCCAUCAGGGCAAAAAAUGCCAGUCUUGCGAUGUGAAUGUGCAUCAUAAAUGCGUUGAAUAUGUACCCGAUAUGUGCGGGACAGAUUAUGUAGAAAGACGUGGUCGAAUAUAUCUUUCAAUUGGAGUUGAAAAUGAUUUACUUAAAGUUAAAGUACGUGAGGCACGCAAUCUGAUACCCAUGGACCUUAAUGGACUUUCUGAUCCUUACUGCAAAUUGAAAUUGAUACCUGAUAACCAAGCUUCUUCGAAAUCAAAGAAGAAAAGUCGAACUAUUAGAUCAACUUUGAAUCCUGUUUGGAACGAAUUAUUUGAAUAUAAAUUAGAACCAGGAGAUGCAGACAAGAGACUAUCAGUAGAAGUUUGGGAUUGGGAUCGAACGUCAAGAAAUGACUUUAUGGGUUCUCUUUCUUUUGGUAUUAGUGAAUUAAUUGAGGAAUCCGUUGAUGGAUGGUUUAAACUUUUGAGUGCGGAAGAAGGCGAAUUUUAUAACAUUAAAGUUAGUCCCAAGUCCGAGGCUGAAAUCGAAAAGAUCAAAAAGAAUAAUGUAGACAGUAAAAAACAUCAUUUUACUCCAUUAUAUGAAAUUAAAGUUACUGAUUUUAAUUUUUUAUCAGUGCUAGGAAAAGGAUCAUUUGGAAAGGUCUUGCUGGGUGAACGCAAAACAACGAAAGAAUUAUUCGCAAUAAAAAUUCUAAAAAAAGAUGUUAUCAUUCAAGAUGAUGAUAUUGAAUGUACAAUGACGGAGAAACGGGUAUUGGCACUUACAGGAAAACCACCUUUUUUGGUUGCUCUACACUCCUGCUUUCAAACUAUCGAUCGUUUAUAUUUCGUGAUGGAAUUCGUUAGUGGUGGUGAUUUAAUGUAUCAAAUACAACAAGUUGGCAAGUUUAAAGAGCCGGUAGUUGUAUUUUAUGCUGCUGAAAUAGCAAUUGGAUUAUUUUUCCUUCAUUCACAAGGCAUUAUUUAUCGUGAUCUGAAGCUUGACAAUAUUAUGUUAGAUAUAAAUGGGCAUAUUAAAAUUACGGAUUUUGGUUUGUGCAAAGAAAAUAUCAUUGGAGAUGCAACAACCAAGACUUUUUGUGGCACACCUGAUUAUAUUGCGCCAGAGAUAAUACUGUAUCAACCAUACGGUAAGACAGUUGAUUGGUGGGCAUAUGGAGUACUUUUGUAUGAAAUGCUUGCUGGUCAGCCGCCAUUUGAUGGUGAAGAUGAAGAUGAAUUGUUUUCAGCAAUAACUGAUCACAAUGUAACAUAUCCUAAAUCGAUGUCUAAAGAAGCUGUAUCAAUAUGCAAAGCACUAUUGCAAAAAAAUCCUCAGAAGCGAUUAGGGUGUGGACUUACGGCAGUGAGAGACAUAAAGGAACAUCCUUUCUUUCGACGUACUGAUUGGUACAGGAUUGAAAGACGACAGGUGCAGCCACCUUUUAAACCUAAAUUGAAAAGCAGAACAGAUUUAUCAAAUUUUGAUGGUGAAUUCACUCAAGAACCUCCAGUGCUAACUCCGAUUGAUCGAUUGUUUCUGAUAAAUAUAGAUCAAUCUGAAUUCGAUGGAUUUACUUUUGUAAACCCAAAAUAUUUGCGGUAUUCAUAA